Molecule: messenger RNA, 696 nt
Organism: Didymosphaeria variabile
Lineage: Eukaryota; Fungi; Ascomycota; Dothideomycetes; Pleosporales; Didymosphaeriaceae
Exons: 1
Coding region: 1-696 (231 amino acids)
Source: RefSeq, a predicted model, not a curated record
AUGGACGACGACAUGGCAAGCGACGUCAUCGAAAGUGUAGGCGACACGACCACGGCCCUUCAAGAAGUCGAAAAGUCCUACAGUGAAUGUAAAGAAACCGAAGAUCUCCCCAACGCUUUCUGCAAGGUGCUUCAACGGGUAGACCUUGUCAAACGUACCCUCCAAUAUUUUUCGAGUCAUGUUAGCGAGCAUGAGCACGACAAGGAAUUCUGGGAGGAAGCGAAGGCCAACAUGGAUCGCUGUGAGCAGCGAGCCAAGAACGUACAGGUCUUAUUUCGCAAAGUCGUGCCAGCAAGGAACAAAUCCAGACUAGAACGCUAUCGUGAGACUGCGAAAACUCUUGGUGGAAUCGAAGAGAACAAGGUGGAGACUCUGAUGGUAGGGUUGUUAGGCGACGUGAAAAGUUUGGCAGGAACGUGUGUGGUCGAGCUGGAGGGGCCAAUGGCUGAAGCUGUCGAAAACAUCCAAAUUGAGGAGCUCAGCAAGGAGCUCAGCAAGGCUAUCGAGGAACUAAUAGAUCUUCCACCAUCGUUGUCAGAGGUUGCGUCGGAGAAUUCAAUCAACAACUGGAGCCGUGGCACACAGAAUAUAAAUACCGGCCGUGGGACGCAGAACAACAACACUAGUAAUGGCCAGCAAUACAUCGGUCAAUCGCAGACUUUUGGACACAACCUGGACCAGUCUGCAAAGAAGUAG